This is a messenger RNA of Pseudomassariella vexata, 1563 nucleotides long. RefSeq lists its product as uncharacterized. Lineage: Eukaryota; Fungi; Ascomycota; Sordariomycetes; Amphisphaeriales; Pseudomassariaceae. The record is from RefSeq and is a predicted model, not a curated record. The transcript has a single exon. Bases 1 to 1563 code for a protein of 520 amino acids. Gene Ontology annotation, molecular function: mRNA binding.
AUGGCUGCGCCCGCUUUCCUUCCGCAGUCCCAACCGUUUCGCUCGAAUGGUUUAUCUUCGCAAUCGCCAUUCCCGCUCAGCCCAUUCGAUCGCGACCCGGCUUCCAAGCCCGUCGGCACCCCGUACGCGACUACGCCAGCGCCCGUGGCGUCAGUCCUGAUCCGUCGCUUGCCCGUCGAUACCACGGAGGAGAAGUUGCGAUUGAUGGUCGUGUUUUCUCAAGAAUUGGUUGACGUGGAAAUGUUAUCACCAGACCACACCGAAGAUCCGGGAUUUCGAUCGGCGGUGUUGAAAUUCAAGACGGCAGCCGGGGCACAGCAGGCCAAGGAAAUGUUGCAUGGCAAGUCUAUCUCGAAAGAUGCUGAGAUGAUCGUGGAAAUUCUAUCCGGCAGUCCCACCUCGUCUAGGCGAUAUCCCAUCGAGUCACCAGUGCCGACUUCAAACCCUGUGGCAACGUCACAGCCGUCCCGUUUCAACGGCACAUUUCAAUCUAUGGAAAAGAUCUCGCCCCCAAUGAAUGGGGUCUACGGAGGAAACGAGCUGCCCAACCCCGAGUCUAGUGCCCACUACCACAGUCUGUUUUCUCCGCAAUCGCCCAUUGGUCACCACCUGACGGAGCGGACGCGAAUUUCUGGCAAAACUUUGAUUAGCCAUGACACCGCUGAGGAUGACGAGACGGGCGAGCUCCUCAAGGACCCCGUUGCUUAUGCUGAGAAUGGCCCCAAUCCGCAUCGCAGAGCUACAGCUCCUCACCUUCCCAUCUCGCGGAUGGCUAGCCUGUCCCUAAAUACGUCUUCGGCAGGAUCCGCAUCUGCGCCACAAUACGGUCAUCCGGCCAUGACACCCAUCUCGGCGCAUGGAAACACCAUGUCGCCAACUACGAUGACCAGCAGCAACCAUUCGAUGAAUUAUCAGAUCGGCAGUCAGCACUUCCAGCGCCACAACUUCCCGCCGGUGAACCCGGCGGAUCAGAACCCACCGUGCAAUACACUCUACGUUGGCAAUCUGCCGAUCGACACGUCGGAAGAGGAGCUCAAGGCCAUGUUCUCGAAGCAGCGAGGGUACAAGCGACUUUGCUUCCGUACCAAGCAAAAUGGGCCCAUGUGUUUCGUCGAGUUCGAAGACGUGUCGUUUGCGACGAAGGCGUUGCAUGAGCUUUAUGGACAUCCUCUUCACAACAGUGUGAAGGGUGGCAUUCGGUUGAGUUUCUCCAAGAAUCCGCUUGGUGUCCGCUCGGGCCAGACGCCGGGCCAGACUGGCACUGUUUCCAUGGCAGGCAUAAACAGCGUCAUGGCAGGAUCUGGAAACGGCUUUACGACCGCUAACGGCCCACCUCCUGGUCUGGCCGCUCCCCCCGGUCUGAACCGCAUGACGUACAACGGUGUCUCUCCGAUGUCGAGCGGUACCAGCACGCCCUAUGCAACGACGAAUUACUCGAGUCCUUCUAGCAGUACAUGGGGUAGUUCGCUCUACAACGGGGGGCCCCUAUCGGCCGGCGGCUCUUCCUCGAUGAUGUCCAGCUCAUCGUCUGCAUAUCCUCCGUCCUAUAUGAUGGGCAGGUAA